UCAUCGCUUCGUUUCUCUUACGAGCACUUUUGCACUCAAUGCAUCUUUGCCAAAUGGAUAAAUUGUGAAGUGUAACGAAGAGGAAAUGCAGAUCGAUAAAGUGAGUGCUUUGGUGGACUUUUCCAGUUGAAGAGUUUCAGGAUGAAGAUGGUGUGUGAUCAAUACUGAGAUAGACAGCCUGGCAGUGAAACUGGACACAGACUAUAAUUCCCCAUCUGGAAGUCAAUAUGAAGUACAAAGAGGACUUAUCUGCCAUUUGUACCCAGUAGAACAUCUCCAGAAAAAAUGAAUGAACUUGAAAACUCUACAGCAAGUGGGAACACAUCUGUCAUCCUAUCAGUUCCACAUAACCUUUGGGAAGUCAUCACUAUUGCUACUGUGUCUGCUGUUGCAAGCCUAAUCACUAUAGUGGGAAACAUUUUGGUGAUGCUUUCUUUUAAAGUGAACAGUCAGCUGAAGACAGUAAACAACUACUAUUUACUAAGUUUGGCUUUUGCAGACCUCAUUAUAGGAGUGUUUUCUAUGAACCUUUACACUAUGUACAUUCUGAUGGGAUACUGGUCUCUGGGAAACCUAGCUUGCGAUCUCUGGUUAGCUCUGGACUACGUGGCAAGUAACGCUUCAGUAAUGAACUUGCUGGUGAUCAGCUUCGAUAGAUAUUUCUCCAUUACGAGGCCCCUUACCUACAGGGCUAAACGAACACCCAAGCGUGCUGGCAUUAUGAUCGGCUUGGCAUGGCUCAUAUCUUUCAUCUUAUGGGCCCCUCCAAUUUUAUGUUGGCAGUAUUUUGUGGGCGAGAGAACAGUUCCUCCAGACCAGUGCCAGAUUCAGUUCUUCUCAGAACCUGUGAUUACAUUUGGAACAGCCAUAGCUGCCUUUUAUGUUCCUGUCUCCAUUAUGACCAUUUUGUACUGCAGAAUCUAUAAGGAGACCGAGAAGCGUACAAAAGACUUGGCUGAGCUGCAAGGGAUUGCGUCUGCAGAUAGCGGCGACAACCCUAAAGCACAAAAACAACGAUCUUGCUUUGCUUUCAGAACAGACCGGAGCAGAGCACAAGGCUUGUGGUCUUCAUCAACCCAAAGUAAUAUGACUAAGACCACAGCACAGUCUGAGGACUUGUGGGUGAAAUCAGAUCAAGCUGCUGCUCUUAAUAGCUACACAUCCUCUGAAGAUGAAGAGCGCCCAGUUUCAGAAGCACCAUCUCAAGAUUCCUACAAAAAACAGGAUGAGAUGAACUAUUAUAAAGAAAGACAAUUUAUUGCUAAUUCCACCAAGUACUACUCACAAAAGAAUAAGAAAUGCAUCUCCUACAAGUUCAAGCCAGUCCUGAAAACCAGCCCGCAGAAAGAAACUAGCGAAGCUGUUACUCAUCCUUGCCCAUCAUCACAACAGUUAACCCUCACAUCUGCAUCCUCGCCGGCCCAGCCGAGGGAUUCUAGUCUCAAAAGUCAAAUCACUAAACGUAAGAGAAUGGUUCUCAUCAAGGAGAAGAAGGCAGCUCAGACCCUCAGCGCUAUUCUACUCGCCUUUAUUCUUACCUGGACUCCAUAUAACAUCAUGGUACUUAUCUCCACUUUCUGCUCUGACUGCAUCCCUCUGUCUCUCUGGCACCUGGGCUACUGGCUUUGCUAUGUCAACAGCACUGUCAACCCCAUGUGCUAUGCCUUAUGCAACAAAACCUUCCAGAAGACCUUUCGGAUGUUGCUGUUCUGCAAGUGGAAAAAGAAGCAAGGAGAGGAGAAGCUGCAGUGGUGUGGACAAAAUGCACCAAUGACCAAUAAACUGACACAGCAGGCAGACUGAACUAUUCAUGUAGCAAAAAAACUAUACCUUAGCAAAUAAAUAUCUUGACUAUAGUCUAAUUUAUUUCAUAUUUCUUACAGACAUAUAUGUUCCAUGAACAGAGCAAAACACUUUCAAAUAGUAAAGAAACAUAUCUAGAUAAAUACUUUAUCUAAGAUAUGCUUCUAUAUAAUAGCAAUUAUUGCAUAUUUUACAACACAAUCUUAAUUUAACAAAAUGAGAAAUAUGUUAUAAAUGUUCCUUUAUUCAAGAUCUACAAUGUCUGCUGUAUUCUGACGUCCUACAAUGUGUUUCCUUAUACAUUAAUGCUUUUAGCUGUUGUAACGUAUUGUGUACUGCCUAAGCAUUAACAGUCCAUUUCUUUUUUGUAAAAUUCCUUUCAAGAGCUUCAGUGACAUGCUUAUAUUAUUUUUUAUUUGAAUAUCUGACUCAAACUCAUAUUAUGAUGUGCUUAAAGUCUGAACUUACUUAACACUAACAUUACUAAACUCUUAUAUACACCAAAUCACUAGUUACAGAUUCUGAUUUUCACUGAUCAACGCUUACUCAAAAGGGCAGCAGCAAGAUAUAUAAAAUCAUUCUGCUGUACAUGAAGUUCCCACGUGAUCUGCUGUUUCUGAAAUACUCAACCCAUCCUGUCUGGCACCAUCAACUAUUUCAUGGUUAAUCACUAAGAUCACAUUUUUCCCAGUCAGAUGCUUGAUGUGAACAUAUUAACUAUGAGGUCAAGAGCUUUAUUUAAUGUUCACAUUAAACAUCAGAAUUGUGUCUAAAGGACUGUUUUGAGAAAUUGUUGAUCUCCUGGGACAGCCUCUGGACUUUAUAAAUAAUGUUAAAAAUAAAAGUGAGUGUGGGUUCUUGUGAACAGAAACGCCUCGAAGAUGACAGAGAUUAGAAGAGAACUGCCAAACUGUUUUGAGCUGAUAGGAAGGUAAAGCUACUCUUUACAACCACGAUGAGCUGACAAUUCUCUCAGGAUGUGCGUCAAACCGUAAUUUGGAUAUUUAGCAGCAAAUGUCCUCAUGCAGUUCCACUGCUGUCAACCUACAACAGGAAGCUAAAGCUACAAUGAGGAUUCAUUCACAUAAUAUGGAGUUUUUCCAAUAAAUUAAAGUUGUUUCAGUACAUCUUUUUUCCAAUCUCUCCAGUUUCAGUGAGUCUGUGACAAUUGUACACACAGCUGUGAGAUAAAAAUCCUAGAACAGCUUUCUGAAUUACUCAAACAAGCCCAGACAUUACACCAAGUCAGA
Silurus meridionalis is the source of this 3053-nucleotide messenger RNA. RefSeq names its product cholinergic receptor, muscarinic 5b (gene chrm5b). The record is from RefSeq and is a predicted model, not a curated record. Gene Ontology annotation, cellular component: plasma membrane; synapse; dendrite. Gene Ontology annotation, biological process: G protein-coupled receptor signaling pathway, coupled to cyclic nucleotide second messenger; chemical synaptic transmission; adenylate cyclase-inhibiting G protein-coupled acetylcholine receptor signaling pathway. NCBI's taxonomy places the organism in Eukaryota, Metazoa, Chordata, Actinopteri, Siluriformes, Siluridae. The transcript has 2 exons. Gene Ontology annotation, molecular function: G protein-coupled acetylcholine receptor activity; G protein-coupled serotonin receptor activity. Bases 286 to 1803 code for a protein of 505 amino acids.